Messenger RNA from Macrobrachium nipponense, 2936 nucleotides. Its product is annotated as nascent polypeptide-associated complex subunit alpha, muscle-specific form-like. The record is from RefSeq and is a predicted model, not a curated record. Bases 1 to 2637 code for a protein of 878 amino acids. Lineage: Eukaryota; Metazoa; Arthropoda; Malacostraca; Decapoda; Palaemonidae. The transcript has 20 exons.
AUGAAAGACGAAAUCACAGAAAUAGCAAAAAGCUCAACCGCAGCGGGCAGUUCGUCUGAAUCCUCCAAGGCUUCAAGUGGUGGCGCAUCAACACCAAGUGGUGCAUCGCCACCAAGUGGUGCAUCAACACCAAGUGCUGCAUCGCCACCAAGUGGUGCUUCAACACCAAGUGGUGCAUCGCCACCAAGUGGUGCAUCGCCACCAAGUAGUGCAGUAACACCAAGUGGUGCGUCAACACCAAGUGGUGCAUCAACACCAAGUGGUGCAUCGCCACCAAGUAGUGCAGUAACACCAAGUGGUGCAUCGCCACCAAGUGGUGCAUCGCCACCAAGUGGUGCAUCAACACCAAGUGGUGCAUCGCCACCAAGUGGUGCAUCAACACCAAGUGGUGCAUCAACACCAGUGUCAUCAACACCAAGUGGUGCAUCAACACCAAGUGGUGCAUCGCCACCAAGUGGUGCGUCAACACCAAGUGGUGCAUCAACACCAAGUGGUGGAUCGAAAUCAAGUGAAGGCUCUUCAGCUCCAACAGCCGCACCAGGUAGUUCGACACCCAAAGCUUCAAGUGGUGCAUCAACAUCAAGGGAUACAUCAGCGGCAAGUGGCACAUCUGCAGCAUCAUCCGGGGAUGCAUCUUCAACCCCAAAAGCCGCGUCAGGUAGCUCACCUGGAGCCUCCCCGGCUUCAAGUGGACCUUCUACAUCAAAAUUAAGUAGUGCAUCAACACCAAGUGGUGCAUCAGUCUCAAGUGGAGCAGCAUCUUCCACGCCAUCAGGAGGAGCAACUCCACCACCAUCAGGAGCAGCAUCUUCAACGCCAUCAGGAGGAGCAACUCCACCACCAUCAGGAGCAGCAUCUUCAACGCCAUCAGGAGGAGCAACUCCACCACCAUCAGGAGCAGCAUCUUCAACGCCAUCAGGAGGAGCAACUCCACCACCAUCAGGGGCAGCAUCUUCAACACCAUCAGGAGGAGCAUCUUCAGCACCCUCGGGAGCAGCCUCUUCAACACCAUCAGGAGGAGCAUCUUCAGCACCCUCGGGAGCAGCCUCUUCAACACCAUCAGGAGGAGCAUCUUCAGCACCAUCGGGAGCAGCCUCUUCAACACCACCAGGAGCUUCUGCAUCACCAUCAGGAGCAGCUUCUUCAACACCAUCAGGAGGAGCAUCUUCAGCACCCUCGGGAGCAGCCUCUUCAACACCACCAGGAGGAGCUUCUGCAUCACCAUCAGGAGGAGCAUCUUCAACACCAUCAGGAGGUGCAUCUUCAUCAUCGUCAGGAGGAGCAUCUGCAUCACCAUCAGGAGGAGCAUCUUCAACACCAUCAGGAGGAGCAUCUUCAACACCAGCAUCCGUAUCAUCUGCCUCUACACCAUCCAGUGGAUCAAGUGGACCUCCAACUUCAGCAUCUGGCUCAACAGGACCCUCUUCACCACCUGGGUCUACACCAAGUAGAGGAUCGACGCCAUCACAAGGAUCAACCGGACCUUCAACACCACCUGCAUCUACACCAAGUGGAGGAUCGACACCAUCACAAGGAUCAACCGGACCCUCAACACCACCUGCAUCUACACCAAGUGGGGGAUCGACACCGUCACAAGGAUCAACCGGACCCUCAACACCACCUGCAUCUACACCAAGUGGAGGAUCGACAAAAUCACAGGGCUCAACUGGACCCUCUACACCAGCUGCGUCUACACCAAGUGGAGGAUCAACGCCAUCACAAGGAUCAACCGGACCUUCAACACCACCUGCAUCUACACCAAGUGGAGGAUCGACACCGUCUCAAGGAUCGACUGGACCCUCAACACCACCUGCAUCUACACCAAGUGGAGGAUCGACACCAUCACAAGGAUCAACCGGACCCUCAACACCACCUGGAUCUACACCAAGUGGAGGAUCAACACCAUCACAAGGCUCGACUGGACCCUCUACACCACCUGCAUCUACACCAAGUGGAGGAUCGACGCCAUCACAAGGAUCGACCGGACCGUCAACACCACCUGCAUCUACAUCAAGUGGAGGAUCGACACCAUCGCAAGGAUCAUCUGGACCCUCAACACCAUCUGCAUCUACAUCAAGCGGAGGCUCGACACCAUCACAAGGAUCAUCUGGACCAUCUACAUCACCAGCAUCUACAUCAAGUGGAGCAUCAACGUCAACAGGGAGUUCGACCACGGUAAAUCCUUUGAUAAAGAUAUAUCAAGAUAUAGCAACUAAAAAGGUAGAAUUUGAUGCAUACAGCAAUGUCUCCAGUGAAAUUUCCGGACUGCAAAGCGACUUACAACAAGUGAAAACAGCAGCUAAUGCAAGACGACACAAAAGACAGGCGACGGGCACCACCCUUUCACCAUCCCAGAGGAGUGAUUAUAUAGAAAGCGUAUUGAGAGAAACACUAGACAUCCUCAAUCGGGUGUUAUCUCUCAUUUCUCCAAAUGUCAAUGAAAUUUAUGGCAUCAGCAUAAGCAUAACUUCAGGAAGAAACAAAAUGAAAAUCGUUCUUCAGUAUGUCAACAAUGACAAGUCCGUUGUGUCAAAUACAUCGUCUAUCCUCCUUGGCAACGCGAUCGAGAAGACAGGCGAAGCCAAGAAAAUGUCACGGGCAGACAGAGGAAAAUCAAGGAUGAUAUUGAGACUCUGAAUGCAAAUGCCACUCAGUACGGUGGAACUACGAUACAAGUCUUUAUCAAUGACACCGAUUCGACUGAUAAACCUGUUACUCCCGCGGCGACUCCAUCACAGGGAUCAACUAGUCCAAACUCUUCAGGACCAUCUAGUUCUGCAUCUAGUGGCCCAACAUCUUCAGGAGGACCGAGUAGUUCGGCAGCUUCAGCCAGUUCACCUUCUUCGGGAGGCCCUACUAGUUCUGGUGGGUCAACUUCUUCAGGAGGCCCUACUAGUUCUGGUGGGUCAACUUCUUCAGGAGGCCCUACUAGUUCU